Penicillium malachiteum is the source of this 1650-nucleotide messenger RNA. RefSeq names its product cytochrome P450. Gene Ontology annotation, molecular function: oxidoreductase activity, acting on paired donors, with incorporation or reduction of molecular oxygen; heme binding; steroid hydroxylase activity. The record is from RefSeq and is a predicted model, not a curated record. NCBI's taxonomy places the organism in Eukaryota, Fungi, Ascomycota, Eurotiomycetes, Eurotiales, Aspergillaceae. Bases 1 to 1650 code for a protein of 549 amino acids. The transcript has 2 exons.
AUGAUUGAGCCUUGGUAUGCAUGGCUAGGUGGUGCCCUGAUCACUGUAAUAUUAUUCGCGCGUCUCUUCCUGGCACUACAUUCUAUCAAAUCGCUUCACUUCUAUAAAAUCGACAGCCGAAAACCCCCGGUGCAUCCUUACUGGAUUCCGCUCGUCGGCCACUCAAUCCUAUUCACUCAGAACCCUGGCGCAUUUUUGGAUGGGCUCCAGCAACGAUAUGGCGACAAAUUCCCAGUGGAAAUCGUCUUGGGUCCUGUUCGAGCAUACUUCGUGGCUGGCUCCGAAGCGAUCAAUACGCUCCUCCGGUCACCCCGUAAUCUGACUCCCAAACCGUUCAUUGCCCUGGUGAUGGAAAACAUGUUCGGCACCCCAGCCAGCGCCAUGCCGAUGUACCGCCAGGACGAUUCCGGGAUUGCCUCGACACCUUUGCCUGGCGCGCACGUGGCCCUGGAGCACCGCAUCUACUACCAUCUGCACAGAUCUGCUCAUCGAUUUCUCGCGGGAGAUGCGCUCCGCCGCAUGACAGAGCGUUUUAUGCGCGUUCUCAGCGAGGAGCUUCACAACGACACAGCGAUUUGCCCAGACGACGAUUGGGUGGAACUACCAGAUCUUUACACCUUCUGGAAGAGUCGUGUCUUCCACGCCGCCAUGUAUGCUCUGUUCGGGCUCUAUCUCACCUUGCUUACACCGGGCUUUGAGCAAGACUUCUGGAGCUAUAUGGAUGUGAUCCCGAUGCUGGCGAUGGGGCUGCCGCGCUGGAUGAUCCCCGCAGCGUAUGCUGCGCGCGAUCGAGUUUUCACGGCCGUUAAGACCUGGCAUCGCUUUGCGCGCGCGCAUUCUGAUUAUCGUCGGAAUGGUUCGACCGACCCAGACUGGGAUAAAUACUGGGGCUCAGCCUGGCUCAAAGUUCGACAGCAAUUUGGGCAAGACAGUGGCUGUAUGGAUGAUGAUGCGUUGGCGGCGGAGGAUCUUACCUUGCUGACGGCGGCGAACGCCAAUGCCAUUCUCAGUGCGGUCUGGUAUCUUAUCCACAUCUACACCGACGCGGAUCUCCACCAGCGUCUCCAGUCGGAAUUCGACCGGGCGAUCCGUAGAUCCCCCUCCGCAGCCCAGCCAACCGAGUUCGACAUUACGGCUCUGGUCACUUCGCCACGUCUCCAAUCGAUCUACGCCGAGGUUUUGCGGAUGCGCAUUGCUAUGCUACUCAAUCGAACGCCAGUGCAAGCGCUGGUCAAAUUUGGUCCGUGGCACCUGCAACGUGGGAAGUUCAUAUUGAUGAGCUCGCAGCAUGCUGCCCACGACGACAAGGUUUGGGGCCCAAAGUACACGCAGGAUGGGAAAUAUCCACUGAGUCAGUUCUGGGCGGAGCGAUUUUUAGUGAAAGAUGACAUGGGGCGCGAUCAGUUCUCCCUCGACGGGUUGUCAGGUGGUUGGAUCCCUUACGGCGGCGGAAAUUUCAUGUGUCCCGGGCGGCACUUUGCCAAACAGGAGAUUCUGGGCAGUGUGGCCGUCUUCCAGGCUUACUAUGAGCUCGUGAUAGAUCGGCCUCGGGGUUGGCUGCCCCGCCCGGAUCGGCGAUUCUACGGAGUAGGCGCGAUGCCCCCGGCUGAGCCGAUCCCGUUUCGCAUUCGUCGCCGCAAAACCACCUAA